Messenger RNA from Mercenaria mercenaria, 15158 nucleotides. Its product is annotated as AF4/FMR2 family member 4-like. The transcript is spliced from 20 exons. Gene Ontology annotation, cellular component: nucleus; super elongation complex. NCBI's taxonomy places the organism in Eukaryota, Metazoa, Mollusca, Bivalvia, Venerida, Veneridae. Bases 316 to 4749 code for a protein of 1477 amino acids. Gene Ontology annotation, biological process: regulation of gene expression. The record is from RefSeq and is a predicted model, not a curated record.
UCUUGUAAAUAUGGUUUUUUCAUGGAAGAUGUCAAGAAACUGAGUUUUUUUAUGGAAUUUUCAGUUAAAAAUGUAGUAAUUUAUGUUAGUUUGCGGACAUGUUGUUUGGUAUUCUACAUAGGUUAGGUUUAUAUAAAGAAAUACGUGGAAAUAACUUAACAGUUGAGAAAAAAUCAACUGAAUCGGUGGCAACCAUGUAAACUGUUCGUGCAAUCUGGGACAGGUUGCACAAUUGAACCAAAUUAUUUUUAGUCCCAAAUACUGUGUUAGGUGAUUUUAAGAAAAAAUCAACUUAAGAUAUUUAUCAGCCUCAAGAUGUCAGAUUCUCAAAGCAUGCGGUUGCCAGAGUUGACGAAGGAGGACUUUAAAAACAUGGCCAAACAGAGGGAGAAAGCCAAGAGAGAUCAAAAUGCCAAACAGGCCAAAACCAGUGCAACCUUCGGCGAACCAACUAUGCCCUCAAGUGUCAGCUUUCCUGCACCUGUGAAGGUUGCGAGUGAGGAUGCUGACACAGGCCGGAUUAUGGGUGUUCUAGGGCGGUUUGAGGAUUUCUCAAAUAUAAUGAAACAAUGCAGAUAUACUGAUGUCGUUGGUGUAGAAAGACAACCAGCUACACCACGUCCAGGAAAAAGUGUAGAUAGACAAUUUUUCAAAUCGAGUUCGGCCAGUACAAAUUCGAACUACCAGUCAAGCAGUUCAAGACCAAACAAACCUAGUGCUCAUGGUCAUAAUAGUGCUACUAAUUCUAAAAGUGAUGUUAAAUAUAAUAAACCAGUCCAUACCUUAUCAAGUGCUGAUGGGAAAGCCAAAAAUGUUUCAAGUAGUUAUGGUUCAAAAACUGAAAGCAGUUCCAAUAGAACUUCAAGUAGUGACAGAUCUAGUCUACAGAACGCCAACAGUUUGCGAAAACCUGAUCAAAAACCAGAAUCUUCCAUUGCAAAUGACCACAAGCUAGUGACUUCAGACCAGUCUAAAUCAGACCGGCAUCAGAAUCUGAGCCAGUCUGCAAAGAAAGAUUUAGUGUCACAGUCUGUUAAACAUCCACCAAUCAGAAAUAGAGAACCAGUACUGCAGUCUAUCAACAAUGAGUUGAUUGGUCAAUCUAAACCAGAAAUACACCAAUCAGGUACAAGUAACCAAAAAUCUAGUACCAGUAAAGUAGUGGCCAAAAAUUCUGAGAAUAAAGAUGGGAAACAGCCAUCUGAUUCUAGAACUGUACUGAAAGAGAAAGAAGAAAAUAGAAAUGGGGAUGUUGUGAAUGGUGCAAAGUUGAAAAACAGACCGAAGUUACAUAUCCCAGAAAACGUUGAAGAAAUGCUGAAGGAGUUUCAGGUCCCACAGCCCCUAACUGGCAUCCAGACUCCAUUUAAGGAAUCCCAGUUUCCAUUCUCGGACAAAAUACAGGACAGAAGAGACUUGAAUGUAGUUGCCAAGAGUAGUAAAGAUCUGAUGAAGAGUUUGCCGGACGUUGGUGCAAGUUCAGAUGAACCAGUUAAAACGACCGUUCCAGUAGAGAAUCAUGAUACAUCCAGUAGCAGCAGUGACAGCAGUAGUAGUGAAAGUGAAGAUGAUGACAGUAGCUGUGCUGAUGAACAGGAUGAUGGUGGUUUUGAUUUAGAUGGGAUAAUUGAAAGAGGACAGCAUGAAGAGAAAAGCAGUGAGCCCUUAAAACCAAGUGUGACUACCAGCCAGAGUACUGGUGAGAAAAGAGAACACAAAAGUAGAACAUUCAUAGCUGAAAAGGUGCCACCUUUGGGCACAGACACAACUGCCAAGACAUCAGAGGAUACCGAGAGCCAGGGAAUGGGGCAAUCGUGUUCGAGCAGUGAAAGUUCCAGUAGCGGCUCAGAGAGUGAGAGUGAUAAUGGCUCGGACAGCGAGUCGGAUAAAGAUGUCUCGGACGAUGAGCCCCAUCAGAGGACCCCACAGGGAACCCCAAACAAUGCAGAUAAUUUGGGCACUUCACCCUCGCCUGCGUCCAAAAAAUGGAAUCUUGGUGCAUUUCUGCAGCAGCCUCAAAAGUUGAUAAAUAUGGCAUCAAAGCCACCGUCCUGUGAAGCACCGGCCUCGAAUAAAUCUGAUCCAGAUCAUUUUGAAGAGGAUACCAUGAAGAGAGGUUCUGACCUGAUAUCAGAUGAAAAUCCGCCGUCUGUUGAUCAGGACGUUUUGUCCAAACCUAUGUCAGCUGAUGAGUUCUCGCCGCCUGCUCCUAUAGAACCUAAGCAGAUCCUGUCUCCUAUCAAAUCUCCACUAGCCCCGCCCAUAAAAUCGCCAUUACCAGCAGUCAUAUCGCCAUUGCAGUAUCAUACUCCUAAAGCAGCUGAGAAAGUUUUAACGCCAUCAAAAUAUGCUAAUGAUUUGUCAAAUCACACUAAAACUGUUGAACGUGUUAAACAUAAAGACUGCAAUAAUUUGCCUUCUAAACCGGGUAUGGAUGUUACUAACAGUAAAGGUCGGCGACCUCGGAAAAAGAAACUAAAUAUAGUGUCUGUUGAAAGAAUAGAUUCUUCAGAUUCUGAGUCGGAAAGUGAAAUAGAUGUUGUGAACAGGUCUUCUGAUAGUGCUUUAAGUUCGCCACAAAAACCUCUUCCAACAAACUUAAAAUUAAGUCAAAAAUAUACGCCGUUAGAUAAUUCAUUGUGUUCAGUAAAACGGAAAGAAAGUAAAAGAGAUAAACUACUCAAAGAAAAAGAUUCUGUGAAAUUAAAACGGGAAAUUGCAUCAUCAAAUUUCCCUAGUAAAGACUGUGAUAAAAAGAAAGUAACAUCGCGAGUGUGCGCUCGUAGUUUCACAGAUCCCAUAGAUGAUAUGCUCCACUCUUUCCCAGAUGAGAAGCCCUUGUCACCUAUUCGGAGUGUUACUAAUAUGCACAAAAUUAAUUCUAUGGAAGAGGAUUUAAUACGGGCAGGUCUCGCCGUGUCUACAAAAAACCCAAUUCCAGUGGAUGGAAAUUUAUCAUGUGUGAAAGGAAAACCGUCAGUGUUAGUAAAAAUAGAUCUUAAUUUGUUAGACAGUGUCCUUUGUGUUGAUAGGCAUAGCCCCAAUUUCCUUAAGCCGAAGGAGCAUUUAAGUGGUAAGCACCAUAAAAAGCUGACAAGUGCCAAAUACUCUUCUCCUAGUGAUAUCAGAUCCAAGAAAGUGCACAUUGACACUUCGAAGGAUAAAAUAUCUAAAUCGACUGCCUCAAAAUUAAGUGCAAAUAGUAUACCAGAUAUUGAUUUAAGUGAUAAAAAAUAUGUGCCAGAAAAGGAAAGUAUAUCAAACCUAAACGUGACUAAAAAGCAAAUUCCUAAAAGCCAUGAAAGUCAGGAUGUUCCUGAUUUUGAUGCUCUACCGGUCCGAGAGCCGGUAAAAAGUGACAACUUAUCGGAUAAUGUCAGUGAUUCGGAUAGUGACGCAAGUGGUAGUGAGAUUGAAGACUCAAAGCAUGCCGAGUCCGUUCACGAUUCAUUAUCUACAUCAAAUCAUUCGUCUUUCAGUCAGUCUCCUUUGGAGAAAAAGAAACGCAAACUUAAUACUACAAGAGAUGAUGACUCUAAGAGACGGAAAACUUUGUCUAAGUCACCUGCAAAUACACCGGCUUCAGAUAUAGUGAAAGAAGUGCAACCAGUUGAAAUCAGCGUGAAACGGGAGCGACAUGGCAGUGCCUCUAGUCAGCAUAGUACACUCAGCAAUGUUAGUCAACGUAGUUCUCAUAGCCAGAGAAGCUCACAGGGCCAUCGGAGUCAGAAACGUGCUCGAACUCUAGAGGAUGUCGGUCAAGGUCUGAGACCUGCAUCUGGUGCUAUAUCCAGGCCACAUGAUAGGUCAAAGUCUACAGCAGUUGUGACACCGGUUGUUAAAUAUGAAACAUUAGAUACCUCUUCCCAGAAUGGUUUUGUUGUUCAUAAUCCACCAUUUUAUAGAAGUAUGCUGUCCGAUAAAGAGGAGGAGCAAAGAUUGUUAUCUGCAGAUGAUUAUCACAGGAAGGCAAAAAAGUACAAAUACCAAGCUGAUGAUAUGGACCCUGGCCUGACAAAGUAUGUACUGUACUUGGAGUCUGUCCUGUGCUUCAUUCAGUGUGGCUACGCCAUGGAGAAAGAUCACAUGAUCACAGAGGCCUCAAACAUGUACAAAGACACCUACAAAUUUGUCUCACAUCAGUUACACCAAUUCCGGAUGUAUCAUGACUCGGAGGCAUCAGAUAAAGCCCACAAACUCACAGUAUUAUGUUUGCGUAUACAGUCACUGGUCUAUCUGAAGCUGUACAUGCUGAAGAAAAACGAAACAGUGAAGUUAAAACGUAUUUUAGAGGAUCACAAUAAUAAGAGUGUAAAAUCUAGUUCUCAACCGAAAGCACCGUCCGCCCCGUCUCCACACCAGCCAAGCUGGAAUCGGUCAACCGGAACUCCGUCACCUAUGUCACCCACACCGUCUCCUGCCAACAGCGUCUGCUCAGUAGGAUCUGUUGGUAGCGAUGUAACUCCUUCCAAGAUAUCCAAUGGUAGUAGUGGUCAGGGUCAGAUAGCGCCACCUGGCUCCGUGAUCGUUCCCCAGCGGAUACAUUCCAUCACACAGAAGUAUUUCUCAAACACGUGCUACCUGAUACAGGCGCACGAACUGUGGGAUCAGGCCGCCAGUAAUAUUACAAGUGAUAACAGAGAAUUCUUUGCUCAACUUGAUCUGGAUUGUGGACCAUUGACGUUACAUAGCAGUCUACUGCAUCUAGUACGCUACGUGAAACAAGCCAUUAGUCAGUUGAACUUGUAGUGUUCACCAAAUAUCUACAGUCCGGUCACCAGUGUCCAGUCCAGUCAUUAAGCAUUCUACAGCUCAGUUUAGUUAUACAACACAAAGUACAAUGUAACAGGCAUUUUACCUCUUAAACAUGGAGACUAGUCAACAGGAAGUCAUCAACCAGUCUUAUAUAGAGUGAAAUAUUGACCCAGUCUGCUGUUCAGUUAUCUACCCAUUUACCAUUUGGUCGUCAAUCAGUCUGUAGCGGUUUUUUGACCCAGUAAACUCUUCAGUCAUGAACCAGCCUACUGUUUGGUUCAACACCCAGUCUUCUGUGAAAUAAAGACCCAGUCUACUAUUUUGAUCAACAACCAGUUCAUUUGUGUUGUCAUCAAGUCUGCAGUGUUGAAGUCUUUAAGCAGUCUAGUCAAGUGACAGACUAUAGAUUGGUUAUUUUGUAGUAAGAAUUGUUAAACAGUAGAACUUACUUUAGUCUGCUUUGAGUCAAAAACAAAUAUAGAGUCUGGUCCAAGGCUUGGCUGUUAGGUAAAGUCUGUUAUGAGUUUGGUUGUGAAUACUAAAUCUUUCAAGUUACCUUCAAUGUAAAAAAAAAACAGAUUGCAGUUUCUUUGUUUUUUAAGCAACAUUCGAAUCUAAGUAUGAGUCAGUCUAUUUUAUCUGUCUAGUGUGUCUGGUAGGAACAAAUCAGUUGUGGGAUUAUGUGACCUUUUUGCACUGUGACAGACAGUUCUACUAAAUAUUGCAUAGACUUAAGUUAGGUAAUCAUUCAUUUGAAAAUUGUACACCAGUCUGGUUGUAUGAGAGUAUACCAGUCUACUGCUAUCAAAUUUACUAUAGAUGUUAAUAUUUCCAGUGCCGCAUUUUAUAGAUGUCUACUGCCAAAAUGAUAAAAUGAUUCUGAUGUUGAUACAGAAAAUUGUGUUUGAACCCUUUGACAAAAAUACUGUACUUUAAGAAAUUAUGAGAAAGAGAAGUUUAUAGUUUACAGUUAUAAGCAUAUACUGUGAUUAGAGUUUCAGAUAUUUUUAGACGGCCUUUGUUUGUUUCUAUGUUACAGUGUGGCUGUUCACACAAAAUUACCAAAAAUGAACCUUUGGCCAUUUUCAAAUGUAUUUUAUAUGAAAAAAAAACUGUAAUGUGGAAAAGGUACAUGAACAUGUUGUCUUUUUUUUUUUUUUUUCAAAAUUUUAAAUCAAAAGUUAGUUAAGACAGUGUUAUCUAUUGUUCUUGUUAUUAAGUGUUUUUUUCAGGAGCUUAAGAAACUGGUAUUUUUAUAAUAUUCAGGGUUAUUGUUCAGGACUCAGUUAUUAUUACAAUAAUUUUGAUGAUUCAUUUGAAUUGCGUUAAAUUGCUGUAAAAUCUUACGUAUUAAUUCUAUUCUGGAAAAGUUGAUUUUCUUCCGUUUAGAUCCAUGGAAAGGUUUUUAUUACUGUGUAUUUUUAGACUAUAAACUGAUUGUUGCCAGAAUAGCUAAUAAUUACACAGCUGUUUAGCUGUGUGAUGUCAGCGUUGCAUUAGUUUUCUGAUUGCUCUUGUUGUACGUCAGAAGUAAAAGUUUUUCAGUUGCAAUUAAAUCUUCAUAGGAAUUAUUCUUUUUAGAGUGGGAAAUGACCUUGGAAAAUAUCAGAGAGAUUAUUACAACUUUAAAAGUCAUUACGUAUUACUGUUCCUUGUUGGUAGGUCAGGGUUUUUUUCCCCCAGGAUGAGACCUAAUAAUGAAUAUAAGUAAUGCAUAUACUCUACAUUUUAUGCAACUAGCCAUGUCUUCCCUGCUACAGAUAAGGCCAGAAGAACAUUUAAAUGAAAAGCAAGUCUUGCUUCGGUGAUGUUUAUAUAAAAUUUCUCAAUUUUUUUUUAAAAUUUGGAGCAUAAAUUUUUGUCACAUGCAUCUACAAAACACAUAUCAAAAUCAUAAUAAUUACUUCUCACAUAUUCAUUCUGAUUAUAUUUCGUGUUAUCCUUGCUAAAAGUGGAGGGAUACAGUGUUGGCAUUGUCUACCAGCCUGUCCAUCCACCUUGCCACAGCCUCUCUGGGCAAGUGGUUAAGGUUGCUGACUUUGAAUCACGUGUCCCCUCAUUGAUACGUGUUUGAAACCUGGCUUGGGGUGUUGGAAGCCAUCCAGCUGGCUUACAGAAUGUCGGUGGUUCUACCUAGUGGGGGGCCUGCCUGUGCCUAGAAAUGUUUGCCAUAUGACCUAUAUUGUACUGGUGUGUCUCUGAAUUUAACUAAAGCAAAACAAAGCAAUUUUUGACCUUUUGCAGUCAGGUUUGUCACAUUGAACUGAUACUUGGUGGGAACGCUUGUACAUACAACUGCUUCCCUGUAAAUGUUGUUGAAAUCAAGUCUUUUGUUAUCAGUAUUAUUGCCAAAUAAUUUGGUUGAUAAAUUCAUUUUGGCAGAUAUCUGUGGCAUAGUAUCUUUAAUGUAUAUUAUUUGUUAAAUUUUUUCAUUAAUUCUUCUAAAUCCCGUUAACACCAGAGUUGUUUCCCUUGAAUUAAUUACAGGCUUCAAGUGCCAAAUAUAGUGGCCUUACCAUGCUGUACACGCUUGAUUCUGUCUUUGCGACUGCACUGUUCACCAUUCAGUCGGUAUCUUUUUGGUAAGCACCCCUUUUAAAAGUUAAUGGUACUGUCCAAAUUGAAAGAUGGACAAGUUCAUUAUAGAAAUAUAGCAGGGUAAGGGUUAUAUACUAGCAAAUACAUCACAGCAGAUGUCCUCUUCAUUGCCCUAUUUAUAUAUAGGACAGUUACAGCCCCUGACAUGGCUUUUAAAACAAAGACACCUUUUUUAUCUACAACUCUGCAUAUAUUUUAUUUUAUUUUAUUGUAUUAUUUCUGUGACCAAAUCAGCAUAAGUGAUUUGAUACGUUUAAGUGGGGACGACGUAUAAUGUUGCAUUGAAUUUGCUUUCAUGGAAAAAGAAAUUCGAGACUGUUCUGUAUGUAGAAAAUAAUAUGAGAAUGAUUUAUAAUUGUAUUAAUUAUACUUAAGCCUAUUUUAAGCAGCGUUGUGCUUUUGCCUAGCAACAAGGGUAUUAUAACGAAGGAAAAAUAUUGUAAUUUUUGACAUUUUUAGAGAAUUCGAAAGUAGAUUGACAACUGACAUGCAAGAUUUUUCUAUCUGCUAUAAGAAAAACGGCCUUGGACGAUAAAAUUUGAGCUGUCAGUUAUAAGAUUGGAGACUCUGAGUUUUAUAGAAAGCCUGAUGUGAUAAAUACAGAUAUAAGUGCCAUUUUGUUAUGCUAGAGUAUGAAAUAAUUAAUAGUUGAGAUAAUGUACAAGUUGUGCUUUUUUUUUAAAGACAUUUUUAAGCAUACAGGGUACUGUUGGGAUAUAGAUAUAUGACAAGAGAUGAUAUAAAAUUUAAGAACUCAGUUAUAAAUUGUUAUAUGUAUCACUCGGUUAUAUAUAAGACUGCACUGUUGUGCUCCCAACCCGCAAAGUGAAUGAGGAUUUGGGUUUGCCUUUUCAUGACUCGGAAUUGUGCUUUAUAUACGUACUUUAAAAAUGACAGGCCUUGCACAUCUGCAUUGUUAAAAAGUGCUAUGUUUGUUUAUGAUUUCAACCCGUUUUAAUGUCAAUUUAGCUGUUGAUUUUUUUUUUUAAAAAUUAACGAGACAUUUUUUGGUCGAUUUUUCUAUAAGGGAGGUAAUUUGGGCUGGAUAAUAUUGUUUGUUUUUCCCCAGUGCUGCCCCUUGUUUCUAAUUUUGUUGAAAAUGUGCUGAAAACUAAAGUCAUUUCUGUUAAAAAAAUACUUUAUUUUUUUUACAGUAAAAUUGAUAGUGCUAAAUGUUCAAUAAAAAGUUGAAAAAUGGAAAGAAAUGGCCAGAAUUGAUACACCAAGUCAAUAGGAAGGGUUCUUCCAUAAAAUAAGUCAUUCUGAGAUCUUUUUUUAAACCAUUGAGUUUUUAUUUAUACUAAGUACUUGCCCAUUUUUGUACAGUUACGUUGUUCAUACAGUGGGCCCUCUCUAAUCGGGGCUUGUUGGGAGGUAAGAAAAAAGGUCUAAUUGACUGGGAUUUGCACGAGAAAGUCAGUUUUUAGGACCGACAACCAUAUUUGAUUAAGAAAGGUUUAGCAAUUACACGAGUAUUAAUAGGAAGCCCCACUGCAAUUUUGUUUUCGUGACCCUCUAGACAUGCACCGACUGUGGCCAUGACAGAUGUAUUCAGUUUUACUUGUCUUUUUAUACUGUUUACAAAAAAAAAACAACCUUAAAAGGUAGUGUCAUACAAUAUAGCGAGAUACCUUGCUGAGAAUUCAAAUGCUUACUGUAAUAUCAGAUUUUUUUGUGAGACCAAAAGUUUAAAAUUUGGUUUGGUUUGUUUAGGAAGAAAGUUUUAUGUUCUGUGACCAUCUAGUGAAACAUGUGUGUUUAUUUGUAACAAAAUAGGCACUUUUGUUAGUAUUUAUUUUCAUGAAAACGAACAAAUUUGCAAAAAUAGAGAGAAAAAAAUCCUCACAAAAACCUCUUAUUUUACAGUAUGGUACUUCAAGUUUAUGACUGUUUGUUAAAAGUUGUUUAGAUAUUGUGCCAGAAAAGAUCUUUUUUUUUUACUAUGAAAUAGUUACUGAUUUCCCGCUGAAAAUGGUGAAAUUGACAUGUUAUGUAAUAUAUAUAUUUUUUUGGUAAAUCAAGUGUGUAUUUUCCAGUUUAUAUUAAAAAAAUCUUGAUGUUUACCACUGUUUAACAGUGACUUUUUAUGUUAUCAAGACUAUUCUGUACAUAAAGUUUGUGUUGUUAUGAAAUGGUAAUUUAUUAUUAUAUAAAUAUAUAAAUUUGGUGUCAACAAAAAACUUUUAUGGUUAAAAAUUGUUUAAUUUUGUUGUGUUUUCUUUUUACAUGCCUUUUUUUUCAUCUGUUUGUGUGUACUUUACUUUUCAUUGCUGUUAAUUCACAAUUUUCAUUGCCAUUAAUUCACAGUGGCCAUUAAUUCACAAUGGAGUUCUUCAGUAAGUGAGUUAAUUUGAGUUGUUGUUUCUAGUGUGCAUUUAACCCAAAUCUGUUAGAUUUGUUUCCACGGCAACUGUAUUUUGCUAAAUGAAGUGUGUGCCAGCUAGAGUGCAAUAAUUUUUGUUGGGUAUAUAAUUAUUAGCCUACAGUUUUGGUUCAGUAGUAUUCUGCAAUGAAGUAUUUAUCAUAUUGUUGCAAAACUGUUGGAUCAUAAUAAAUUGAGACCCGGCUAAAAUUGUUUCACAGUGAACUGAUGUUUGGUUCGUGCAAAUUGACAAAUCAGGUUGUGUCUUCUAGGAAAGGUCAAUUAUAUCAGGGUACAAUUCUAGUAGUAUUUUGAAGGUAAAAAUGAAUAAAUACUAAACCCUAUUCUUGUUUUUUUUUUUUACAAAAAAUUUCUUUCAUUUCUUCCUUUUUUCUGACAUUUUUUUUUUUCAGAUGGUAGAAUAGUUUGUCCUUAAGAAUCUUAAUUACAUUUGAGGUGAUGCAAGAAUUAUGAAUUUGACAUUAGAAUGUAGACAUUUUAAGAAGUACAGACGUUUAAGAUGAAGACGUAUGGGUAAAAAUAGAUAGCUAUGGUCCCUUUAAUAGAUAAUGUAGAAUUUCUUGAGAAAUUAGUAUAUAUACUUUUUCCAUGUCAGCUUCUGCUAAGAAUUGAUUGGUCAUAAUCACUAGUAGAAUGUUUGGAAACAAUAGCUUUCUGCUAAAAUUUAGUUUAACCCUUGGCCUGCUGCAGGCGAAUUUAACAGCCUUUGCAAACAGCUUGGAACCAGAUCAGACGCCGAUUAAAUCGGCGUCUGAUCAGGUUCCAAGCUGUUUGCUACUCUGACAAUAUUUCUUCCAAUUUUUGAGCAAAUUGAAUGAACUUUACAAUUUUAGCAGACGACAUUUCCAGCAGACGACAAUUUAUCUAGCAUGCUAAUGGUUAAUAUGUGUAUUGAAAUAUUUAUAAUGUCUUCCAAAACAUCUGCAUAUUAUCUUUAUACACUUCCAAGUGAUUUAACACCUUCAUGUGUACUCAAAUGUGUACAUAUACAUUUUCUUGCACAUUAUGUUUUCCAUAUAAGUAAAUGUAUGAAAGGUUUAGAAAGUGGAUUUAAUGUGCCUUUGCCUGGCAGUUUAGUUGUAUCUAUGUAUUAUUCUGCUUUUGCAUACAUUAUUUUGAAUAAUGCAGGAAUGGGUUUGAAUUUAUUCUAUUGUUCAAGUCCUUUAAUUCUUUUAAUUUUAAAAUUUGAAGAGAUAAAAUUUCUAUGCAAAUGAAAACAGAACUUUGACCUUUGCCCUGUUAGAAAAGCAUUUCUGUAAUAAAUUUGGAAAAGUGAACAAAAUGAGUAAUGUUAAAGGGAGGUAAUUUAAACACCAAAUUCACUUAAUUUUCUUACUGGUAUGGUCAAAAUUAAAAUUUAUAUUAAAAUGUUUUGUAAAAUCUAUUUCAAAAAAUAAAUUACUGGCAAGUUAAUGCAACUAUUGUUUUUAUUCUAUGUUGCAUAACUAAUUAGUGCAGCAGUUUUUCUUCAAAGGCAUUGAUGGCCUUUAAUGAGGUAGGUCUCAAGCACCAAUAUUUUUGUCUCCAAUGUAUUUGAUAUUUGAUAUUUAAUCUGAAGUUGUCAAGUAUUUUUAUUUAUUAGAAUGUGCUGGGUACAUUUUGUUGAAGUGAUAAAGGAGUAAUGUAACAAACUGGUUAUUUAUUUGAAUUUAUUUAUUUUAUAUAUUUAUUUGCAAUUCAUUCAACGAUCCCUUAUUUUCUUCAAGUUAGUAUUUUGUCAGUAUCUUAGCAACAAAUUUACUGAUUAAAAACUAAAAAUGUGAUUCGAAAACUGAAUUUUUCUGUUUCUGUAAGUCCAGGAAGUGUAGUCAGUAUUUUUUCCUUGUCACUUGCCGAUGGCAGUCUUUAUUUCUCUCCACAAAUUGAUUAAUGUUUAGAAUUCAGUUGAUUUUGAAAGGAACAAAAUUAUACUUUAAUCAAGGAACCCUCAAGAAAUGCAAUUUAAAGCAGUUUUGCCUUAGUAUUUGUGGUUGCUAGUUUUUAGCAGGCUGUGCUUUGAAUAUGUCUUAAAUUAUGCUGUUCCAAGAAUAAUGUCUCUUUUAUGCUAAUUAUAUGUGAAAUUUAUGGCUUUGUGAAUACUAUUUAUUUGUGUACUGCAAUAUUUUCUGACGACUAUUGGUAUAUUUUGCUCAUAUUAAAUGUACAUUGACUGUGUUAGAUGCUCAUCAGUUGUUUAAAGGGUAAUCACAUGGCAAAUAUGACAUUCAUUUUACUUUCAAUUUCAAGGUAUGACAUUGUGUAUUUCGACAUUUAAGUACCUUAGUGUGACAUGUAUUGACUGUAUUUUGAAAUAACUGAAACAUUAAGAAUAAUGUACCAUGUUUUGUGAUUACUUGGUGUCAGUUGUGACAUUGACUAUAAUUGCUACUAAUGUUUUUGAAGAGUGACAUUCUCUUAGUGUAUAGUUGACUGUUGAGUGAAAAUACAUGUCUGCUUUUUACAAGUGUGACAUUAACAGACGUUAGUAAUGAUGUUUAGUACCAUAGACAUAUCCCCAAUAAACGUUUGAAAGUAACUUCAUUCUAUAAGUGACAUUUACGGUCUCUGUGUGCAGUUUGAUUCUAAGUGUGACAUGGACGUUUAUGAAAGAAUGCCAUUAAAUUCUUUUCACUCAGUGUUGUCAUUAGCUUGGAUAAAAUUGAAUUUCAGAACAAGGUGCUUUUUAAAUGCCAGUUAUAGUUUACAAAAUAUCCUCAAAUACAAAAUUGUCUAAAUGCCUUGGAGUCUGUGCAAAUGCAGCCUUAAGAAUGUUUUUUCUUUUAAUGUGAGAAUUUUUUUCCUGAUGCUCUUGAUACUGCAGGUAUCAUGUAUCCUCAACUCUGUGGGUUUAGUAUCCCACUUAACAUAUGAAGAAGCCAUCCAGCUGGUUUGUUGAAGGUUGUUGAUUCCACACAGGGACCUGCUAGUGACUGAAAUAAUAUCUACAGGGGAACCUGUAGUCUUCCUCUGCCCUUGAAAAGCUGGAAAGUCAAUAUUAUGUCCUGUACAUGUGUCAGUGUGAUGUUAAACCCUACUAAACUGAAUUGAUAUAGAAGGAUAGUACAUUUAUACUUUAGUAUGUAAGAAUUGUGAGGACAUUUAACAUAGUGAUUUUAUAAAAGUAAGAUGCUUAUUAAACUAAAUGGAUUUGUUACACUGGCAUUGACUCAAUGAACUGAACUCUACUGAAGCAUGUGAUUGUGAAAGUGAAAGGGCUAGCUGUGUUAAGGGCAGGACAAAGUGGUUCAAAAUAAUGGGUGUUUCUCAUAGGUUACUGUCAGUUUCCCCAAAAGCUUUUAUCAGAAAGAUAAUGUCUUCCUUUACCAGUCAAAACUGGUUCAUUCUUAAAUUAGUAGUACAAAAUGGUCUCGUCAGUUGUUGCAUAUAAGGAACAUGCUUCUCUCAAAUCCAAAUACCCAAGCAUCCUGGUUGUAAAUACAGUAAUGUAGAACUUAAUUCAAGUCUCGAGGUACUUAUGGUAGAAAGCCUUUGCCCAAAGCACAUUCUGUGCCAAGUUUUUGAUAAGUGACACAAGAGUUGGUUGCUAUUAUUUAUUUGGAAGAACAUUUUAUAUGUGAAAUAUUUAUUAUCGGUCUUCCAGUGUCUUGACACAAGGUUCACAAAGAAGGUUUCUGUCUGUAUGUUGGUUCUGUGAUAAUUUGAUUUGAGUAUUACUGUAUUAAAUACAACAUCAAGUCAUGUUUCAUAAGUAGUCAGCUAUCUUAUGCUGGUCAGUGAGGGAUGGCUCAAAAGAAGUUUUUAAAGCCAUACAAACUUUUGUACUAGUUAAAUCAAAAUUUGAUUCUAACUUCUUCCUUUCUCAUUAUUUAAAAAAAAACGCAUGAAUUUCUUGGUCUUGUUUGCAUAAUAUUUUCACAAGUAACUGUCUGCAGCAUGUUAUUCCAGUUAGUUUUCUUUGCAGUUUAUUCCAGACAACUACUGGCAGUCAUUUAAGCAUAAAUUUCUGGUUUAAGACAUAAUAAGAAAUAUGGUGUGUGUUUGAGCAUAAUGGGAAAGAGCCUUGUUGGCUCAAGUGGAAACCAGUCAGUUUAAUAUAAAUCAGAUCCUGUGCAGCUCACUGAAAUGGAAACCAGUCAGUUUAAUAUAAAUCUGAUCCUGUGCAGCUCACUGAAAUGGAAACCAGUCAGUUUAAGUAGAAACUUGUAUGUCUAACUGUUACUAAAACCAGUCUGUUUACUGUAAUGGAAACCAGUCUUGUUAACUGAGGUAACCAGUCACUUAAAUGCAGUCAAACUAUUUUUGAUGAAAAACCUAAUAGUAAUCAGCCUGUUAAAAUGAAAAUAGAAAGCUAUCUUCCUAGCUGAAAUUCAGACUAGAAUGGCUAUUUAGCAUUGAAAGCAAAUGAAAGUAAGUCAGUAUCGGUCAAAUUCUGACAAGUCGGGGGUUACGUGAGUAGAAAAUAAUCUGUUUGACAUAAAUGUAAAUCGGUCAUGUUUCUGAUAUGGUAGCCAUUGAUAGCACUGGAUGUUUUAAUUGAUCAAGAGGGUUUCUUUUAAUAUGUGAUCUGAAUGAUUUUUUCUAGGUUCUAAAUGUACAUCUUAAUUUGGGGUUUUAGUUAAAUGAUUACACAUAAAUUUAUUUUUUUCAGUCGAGUAUGGGUAUUUUUAUUUUCAUUUAAUUAUUUGAAAGUAAAACCUUGUGUGUGGGUAGAAAAGAGUAGUAUCAAAACCAUUAAAAAUAAAAUAUUAGCACAGUCAUGUACGCAAAAAUAUAUUUUUUUCUAGUUCAUUUUGCUUCUUGUUUUUGUUUUGUGAUAUUUUUAUCAUGCUUUUGUGUUUUCUUUGAUGAGUAUAUAAAAGUAGCAUUAGCUGUUAUAUAAUCAUGGCUUUAUAGCUUCAUUCAGCAUUUCAAAAUCAAAUAUUCAAAUGUGGAAUAAUUGUACAUCAUUAAAUUUUGUAAAGAAAUUGUGUUCAAAGUAUGAGAAAUUGUUAAAUGAAGAGAUGGAACUAUAUCAAGUUAUUGUUAAACUACUGUGUCUUACUUCUUAUUGUAGAUACGUAAGUUUUUCAAUUAAAUUGCAAGAUUCCGUUUUGUCUGUUUCUCUCCCCCCCCCCCCCCCCCAUCUCAAAUUUGUAAUAUAAAAUUAUGUUUUUUCUCUCAUUUAUAAAAUAUAUGUUCAGUUGUUAAAUGAUUCUCGCAAAGUUUUGUGUGUAUUUACAAUAUUAUAUAAUUUAUUUGUUCACACAAGUAGAUCUAUUGCUUUAUAUGUGAUUUUUGUCAUCAUGUAAUAUAUUGGGCCAUCCAGUACAUUGGUGUGUAAGUCAGUGUCGUUGCUAUGGCUACUGUUGUUAGGAGAUACAGUGGAAUUUUGGAGAUCUACACCUACUAUUGGGUUACUGUGUCUUGUAUAUAUUUCAGCCAAAAUUAUAUCGAAAAUUCAAAUAAAAUUUGACAAAAAAUAAAAAGUAGUCACAAAAAUGUG